Messenger RNA from Schistosoma bovis, 252 nucleotides. The record is from the annotation of a GenBank genome assembly. NCBI's taxonomy places the organism in Eukaryota, Metazoa, Platyhelminthes, Trematoda, Strigeidida, Schistosomatidae.
AUGGUUGGUGGUAUGUUUGUGAAAAUUGAUUCAUAUUGUUGGUGGCGAUCUCACCUAUCUGCGAAAACAUUGUCAAUUUUGAAAUUGUUGGUGGAAGUGCCUGUUUCGCAAUAUCUCCGGAAUGGUUGGUGGUAUGGUUGUGAAAAUUGUUUCAAAUUAUUGGUGGCGAUCUCACCUAUCAGAGAAAACAUUGUCAAUUUUGAAAUUGUUGGUGUAAGUGCCUGUUUCGCAAUAUCUCCGGAAUGGUUGGUG